AUGGGUAUUAGCUCAGACCUGUUCCCAGCUAAUCGGCGGAGUGGCAUUGAGCCUGACAGGAGUAGAGGGCUUCCAUUGGCGCCUUCUAAACCAAACAAGCAGCCUAAUUCCAAGACGCUUUCAACUCCAAAAAGUGUCAAUGUUGCGAAGAUUCUUGCAGCUGCUCGUAGUGAGAAGGACAGCCCAGUACCUGACAAGGUGAAAGCAAUUCUAUCUACUAAUUUCUCGGAGAAAGGAACUAAUAAGGACAACACUCCAGAAGUCGUGAACGGCACGGGCGAGCAUCUUGCUGUUCCCGUGUUGGACUCACUGGCAGGUUCACAACUAAUCAGUCAUCCAGAAGAAGUUAUUUCAACGAAGGAUAUUCAGGUCGUUGACGGUUCAGAAGUUGAAGUCAAAUCCUGCAGCGGUCCCACAACCAAGGAUAUCGUGUUGGCCUUUCUUCAAAGAGUUGAGGAGGCGACAUUAUGCCAGCCCGACAAAUCAGCUGAACUCUAUAAUUCCUUAUGUGGUGAUUUCCAAUUGGCCGAUCAACCAGCGGAGAAGCUGAGAAUUUUGGUGAAGGCUGUGAACAGGCUAAUCCACACACCGUAUGCUACCAAGCCCGCCAGGAAUGACAGGUUGUAUUUGAUUGGCACGGUGGUGGUGGUGUGUCUUCUGCUCCUGCCGACCAUGGUAUUCCUUUUCAGUGGCUCAGAGGUCAUUCAUGACAUCUUGGUGCCCACAUAA
This is a messenger RNA of Closterium sp. Yama58-4, 729 nucleotides long. Lineage: Eukaryota; Viridiplantae; Streptophyta; Zygnematophyceae; Desmidiales; Closteriaceae. The record is from the annotation of a GenBank genome assembly.